GGUGCAGCAGGCAGGUCCACGCGGUGAGGGGUGUGUCAUUAAUAAGUAAUUAGACAGGGGUCACAGCAGCCACUUAUAUAAAGAGACCCUCACAGCCGGGCAGGGCAGCUUUACGCACAGAGAAGGACGGAGCGAGGAGCAGCUCUUCUCUUGGUGUCUUCUUCUUCUUCUUACGCGCAUCUCGAGAUUUUUUUUUUCUCUUUUCUUUUUUUUUUUUUCGUGUUUGUGUGCGUGUUGCCAACAUGGGCUCCGUGCUACCCGCCGACACACUGGCUCUCAAGUCUGGAUUUAAGUGUCCGAGCCGCUCGCUGUCGGACGUGAUCACCUCGGACAUCCUGCACAGCUUCUUGUACGGCAGGUGGAGGAACGUGCUGGGAGAACACCUGGCGGAGGAGCGGCAGAGCGGCAGCCCCAAGACCGCCUUCACCGCCGAGGUGCUGGCGCAGUCCUUCGCCGGAGAGGUGCAGAAGCUCUCCAGCCUGGUGCUGCCCACCGAGGUGAUCAUCGCCCAGAGCUCCAUCCCUGGAGAAGGUCUGGGCAUCUUCUCCAAGACGUGGAUCAAAGCUGGAACCGAGAUGGGGCCCUUCACCGGGAGGGUCCUGUCCCCUGAGCAUGUGGACCUGCUCAAGAACAACAACCUCAUGUGGGAGGUGUUCAAUGAAGACGGCACGGUGCGUUACUUCAUCGACGCCAGUCAGGAGGAUCAGCGCAGCUGGAUGACUUACAUCAAGUGCGCCCGGAACGAGCAGGAGCAGAACCUGGAGGUGGUGCAGAUCGGCAGCAGCAUCUUCUACAAGGCGGUGGAGACGAUCCCACCAGACCAGGAGCUGCUCGUCUGGUAUGGAAACACUCACAACACAUUCCUGGGAAUCCCCGGAGUUCCCGGAACAGAUGAGGAACAGCAGAAGAAAAGCAGGAGUGAUGACUCCCACCCCUGCGAUGGCCCUUCCGCCUGCUCCCCUCCCUCCGCCUCCAUCACGGCGGGUCGCAUGCGCUGCGUCAUCUGCCACCGCGGCUUCAACUCGCGCAGCAACCUGCGCUCCCACAUGCGCAUCCACACGCUGGACAAGCCCUUCGUCUGCCGCUUCUGCAACCGCCGCUUCAGCCAGUCGUCCACGCUCCGGAACCACGUGCGGCUGCACACCGGCGAGCGGCCCUACAAGUGUCACGUGUGCCAGAGCGCGUACUCGCAGCUGGCGGGCCUCAGGGCGCACCAGAAGAGCGCGCGGCACAAGCCGGUGGCGCACGCCGCCGACGUGCAGUCUCAGGUGUCCCCUCCUCCUCCUCCCCCACAGAUGACGGCCAUGCCCCACCAGCAUGCCCACCAGAUGCCCAUGGUGCACCACAUCCCCACCAUGGUGCUAUGAUGACGGGCCGACGGAGGGGACAAGCCCGCGGAACAACGUUGCACUUUAGAUUCCAGCUGUAUAAAAAGGAGGCAGACACAUAAGUGAAGCAUCUCACAGACAUUUCAAUAUGUUGCCUUAUUCGUAUCGGUUGUCACGUGAGCAGAAGUCCAGCAGAAAGAUGUUUUAAUGAUUGUAUUUUGGGGAAAAAAAAAAAAAAAAUCAUCUCCAGGUUUUUCACAUGAUUAGUUUUUAAUGCCUCUCUGUGUCAGAUAUGUAUAUCUCACUACAGACCAGAUCUUUAUUCUGCAUCACAUCCUCACCAGCUCAGGUGGAACUCAGAGAUUUGUAUACAGGAAGUAGAGAUAAGGGACGUGGCCACCAGUGUACGUUGUUUCAUCCUCCCACACUGUAAACUGAAACUGUCACUUUAACCUUGCACAGACUGUAUACUAUACUGUUGUGUAGUUGUAAAAUUGUAUUGUAUGCUACUGUACAUGUGAAUGUAAAUACAUUUGUGCUUUCUUCUAUUCUAAAUAAAUAUGAUAUGAU
Messenger RNA from Acanthopagrus latus (yellowfin seabream), 1898 nucleotides. RefSeq names its product PR domain zinc finger protein 12-like. The coding region runs from base 243 to 1367 and encodes 374 amino acids. The transcript is spliced from 5 exons. Gene Ontology annotation, molecular function: histone methyltransferase binding. Gene Ontology annotation, biological process: neurogenesis. NCBI's taxonomy places the organism in Eukaryota, Metazoa, Chordata, Actinopteri, Spariformes, Sparidae. The record is from RefSeq and is a predicted model, not a curated record. Gene Ontology annotation, cellular component: nucleus.